Molecule: messenger RNA, 1240 nt
Organism: Otolemur garnettii (small-eared galago)
Lineage: Eukaryota; Metazoa; Chordata; Mammalia; Primates; Galagidae
Gene: GGPS1
Product: geranylgeranyl diphosphate synthase 1
Exons: 4
Coding region: 261-1175 (304 amino acids)
Biological process (GO): isoprenoid biosynthetic process
Molecular function (GO): prenyltransferase activity
Source: RefSeq, a predicted model, not a curated record
AGUGGGGAGGCGGCAACGACGCCUGCGCAGUGUGACCGGGAUGGCGCAUUUUCUCGCACCGAGUAAUGCGGCGUCGCUGGCUGCCGAGGAGGGCGGAGAGUUCUCGGGUGAAGUAGGGGGAGGGAUUCAUGUAGGCGUCAGGAGGAGCUUUAGUGUGAAGUAUAAAGUAGGAAGCUGAUGCUGGGUACUGCUACUCCUGCACUGGCGGCGAGAAAGUCGUGAUAUCAUCGUUGAACCAUCAACUUUGAAAUUUGAAAACAAUGGAGAAGACUCAAGAAACAGUCCAAAGAAUUCUUCUAGAACCCUAUAAAUACUUACUUCAGUUACCAGGUAAACAAGUGAGAACCAAACUUUCACAGGCGUUUAAUCAUUGGCUGAAAGUUCCAGACGACAAGCUACAGAUUAUCAUUGAAGUGACAGAAAUGUUGCAUAAUGCCAGUUUACUUAUUGAUGAUAUUGAAGACAACUCAAAACUCCGACGUGGCUUUCCCGUGGCACACAGCAUCUAUGGAAUUCCAUCUGUCAUCAAUUCUGCCAACUAUGUAUAUUUCCUUGGCUUGGAGAAAGUCUUAACCCUUGAUCAUCCAGAUGCAGUAAAGCUUUUCACCCGCCAGCUUUUGGAACUCCAUCAGGGACAAGGCCUAGAUAUUUACUGGAGGGAUCAUUAUACUUGUCCCACUGAAGAAGAAUAUAGAGCUAUGGUGCUGCAAAAGACAGGUGGGCUGUUUGGAUUAGCAGUAGGUCUCAUGCAGUUGUUCUCUGAUUACAAAGAAGAUUUAAAGCCACUACUUGAUACUCUUGGUCUCUUUUUUCAAAUUAGGGAUGAUUAUGCUAAUCUACACUCUAAAGAAUAUAGUGAAAACAAAAGUUUUUGUGAAGAUCUAACAGAGGGAAAGUUCUCAUUCCCUACUAUUCAUGCCAUUUGGUCUAGGCCUGAAAGCACCCAGGUGCAGAAUAUCUUGCGCCAGAGAACAGAAAACAUAGAUAUUAAAAAAUACUGUGUCCACUAUCUUGAGGAGGUAGGUUCUUUUGAAUAUACUCGAAAUACUCUUAAAGAGCUUGAAUCUAAAGCCUACAAACAAAUUGAUGCAUGUGGUGGGAACCCUCAGCUAGUAGCCCUAAUAAAGCAUUUAAGUAAGAUGUUUAAAGAAGAAAAUGAAUUAAGUUAUUCUUGAUUGAUCCUGAAAGCUUGUUUUUAGCUAAUUUUUUUUUUUUUUACUCUUUUAGCCUAUCACCUUUU